Messenger RNA from Ostertagia ostertagi, 318 nucleotides. Lineage: Eukaryota; Metazoa; Nematoda; Chromadorea; Rhabditida; Trichostrongylidae. The record is from the annotation of a GenBank genome assembly.
AUGGGCCGCAGUGGUCCCAUCGGAAAGAAAGUAAUCGACUCGGCCCUUUUCGCACGCUCAUCAUUUCUGUCGCAGUCACUUUGUAGGACUGGCCACGCUUCGGAUCCCGGACCAAAGGCAUUACCGACAUCUCCACCCGCUGUACCUACCCAGUCAAUGGCUGUGGAUGGAACUCGGAGUGAUGAGGGUGACACGAGAGAGGUUUUACAAUCCCCAUCGGCCGCAUUGAGAACGCUGAUCUCUCAUCACUCCCCGAGUACCGCUGAAAUGCUAAAAAGGCCUGUGUUGGCGUUCGUUGUUGAGCAUCACGAUCUUAAA